CGCACCUUUGGCAUCCAUUUUCAGUAGAACAAAAAAAAAAGUGCAACAGGGAAACACUUCCCUUUUAUUUUAAAAACAAGCGUUGUCAGUAGGCAGAACCGAUGACCCAUAGAACAGCAUCAGGAGGAGCAUAAAGGAGGAGGAAGAUCAGAAAGACAUUGUGGUCGUCGUGCGUUUUUCUGUUUGAAGCUUGGAGUAGAGAGGGAUGGAUCCGCUUGAACACAUGCUGACAGACCCUCUGGAUCCAAAAGAGGAAGACGGAGGACAAAUCACAGAGGAGUGCAUGCUUGGGAACUGUAAAGUGGAUCUCCCAGAGGAUCUGCUGGAGGAUCCUGACAUUUUCUUUUCCGUGCUGAGUGAAAACACCUGGAAUGAAGUACUGACAGACUCUCAGAGACAACAUCUUCAACAGUUUCUCCCCCAGUUUCCUGACAACAUAGAAGAGCAGGACCGCACCAUCAGGGACCUGUUCAACAACACAAACUUUAACUUUGGAAAUCCGCUCCAUCUCGCACAGAGGCUGUUCAGAGAUGGUUACUUCAAUCCGGAAGUGGUCAAGUACAGACAGCUGUGUGCCAAAUCCCAAAGGAAGCGCCAGCUGCAUUCCCUUCAGCAGUAUUACCACAGACUCUUGAAGCAGAUUCUCGUCUCCAGAAAGGAGCUGCUUGACUUUGCAGUUCAGAACGGCCUGGACUUUCCACCAAAAAGACGACUGCCAAACAAGACUCAGACUGAAAUGCGUGAGUCAAGAGUGAGAAGAAGACUAAGCCGCAUCCUGAAGGAGGUCAAAACUGAGUGUGAAGACAGCAAUGCUUCCUCUGAUGAUGAUGGUGAUAUCUCAUUGUGGAAUCCUGCCCCUCAGUCUCCCUCAUCUCCCGCUCCUACUGUCUCGCUCAGAGUUCUUCCUAGCCUCUCCACCCCAGACAUGAAGAUUACAGAAAAAGUAGAACUAGGCGAACUGGACUUGAAAGUCAUGCUGCAUCACCAUCGUGAGAAAAGGAAACGCCAGCCAGAUCAUCCAGACUUGGUAACCUCUGAUAUCCACCUCGGCGAUGUACUAUCAAGAGCAAACAUUGGUCGGAAGGGGGCUUUGCCACUCUUUGACCUGUUGCUGCCCAAGAAGAAGAUAAGAGAUGACAGAAAGAAGAAGAAACUGAAGGGAAUAAAAGUGGAAUCUGAGGAUCCUUGUGAAACUCUGACACCUUCAGACUCCUGCUCAGCCCCACCAGUGAACAUCAUCAACUCUUUGCCAGACGCGCCUUCCACCCCUCUCACCAACAUCAAGGAGGAAAUUGUGGAAGAAUCUCAAAGCAGCCCUGUCGCAGUUGAGGAAAUAACCGCCAGUUUCUUCAGCUUGUUGGAAAACAUCUUCAGAGCAGAAGGUCUUGCCAGUACCUUAAUGUUGGAGGAAAAGGUUCAGAUGUGGCAGUCCUCUCCAGCCAGUUCUCUCAAUGCAUGGUUUUCAUCAGCCUCAUGCUGGUCUGAUCUGGUUCUUCAAGCUCUCCAGUUUCUUGCAGGAGAGACUAAAGAUGGCAUGAUGGCGCUCCCUAGUGGCUUUUCUCCGUUUGUGGAGUUUGUUGAUGAGUUCCAGCAGUGGAGAUGGAUUGGCCCCUCUCAGGAUACAGAGAAGGAUCUCAGUGCGCUCUGUCAGCUCUGGCUGGACUCCAAAGAUUUUAUUGUCAAGACAGAAAAUGAAGACAUGUUGGAUCUUACAUCAUCCACACCGAAACUUUCAACUGACUAUGUGGUGCGGCCCAGCACUGGAGACGAGAAGCAAGUGUUUCAAGUCCAGGAACAGCAGCGAUAUAACCAGCCUCACAAAGCGUUUACCUUCAGGAUGCACGGCUUUGAGUCCGUGGUGGGCCCAGUUAAAGGUGUAUUUGAUAAGGAAAUGUCACUGAAUAAAGCUAGAGAGCACACGCUGCUUCGCUCUGACCGGCCACCCUACGUCACCAUCCUCUCUCUGGUUCGGGAUGCAGCUGCCCGGUUACCCAAUGGAGAGGGAACAAGGGCGGAGAUCUGUGAACUUUUGAAAGACUCACAGUUUCUUGCUCCAGACGUCACAAGUGCACAAGUGAACACAGUCGUCAGUGGGGCACUGGAUAGACUUCACUAUGAGAAGGACCCCUGUGUGAAGUAUGACAUCGGCCGCAAACUGUGGAUUUACCUGCACCGCCACCGCAGUCAAGAAGAGUUUGAGAGGAUCCACCAAGCUCAGGCUGCAGCUGCCAAAGCAAGAAAAGCUCAGCAGCAAAAACCCAAACCAGCGUCUAAACCGAAAUCUGGAAGUAAAGACGGAAGCAGCAAAACACCUGGAUCUCUGGAGGCAGGACUGGACUUAGGCUGUAAUUCAAUGUCUCCUGUCCCUACAACUCCCACCCCAAACACUCCUGGAACUCCCAAAUCACCACUACCUCUCUCUGCUACCACACCAACAAAGACUGGAGUCCCAGAUACGACCAAAACCAGCCCAGGUGUUCUCCUUGUCUCUCCUCCAUCCCUGCCUCAGUUGGGAACAAUCCUGCCCACGAGUCAGGCUUGUCCACCUGCCUCACAGCCGGUAACUUCCCAGCAAGCCGCUCGGAUAGUGAGUCACCUGGCAGCGGGCUCCCUCCCGCAGGUGCGGGUUGUUUCCACUCAGCCUGGCCUGGGUCCAUCAGCGGUCGCUCAGCAGGCCACACUGAUGCAUCAGACUUCUCACCAGAUCCGGAUGCCUGUGUCAGUGGCGGCUAAGGGCAUUUCACAGGCAGUUGUUUCUGUGCCUCUAAGAGGUCCAUCUGGUGGUAGUCCAGUCCAUGUUCCAACCACCCUUUCUGUGUCAGCUCUUACUGUAACCAAGCCUCAGACUGGAUCUCCGCGUAGCCCCGCUAACAACCCCACUUCUCCAGCUGUGCUGCAAGGUGUCACCACGCCAAACAUCAAACAGGUUUCCAUCACUGGACAGCUGGGAAUGAAGACUCCAGGUGGAGCAAGAAUUCCAAUAACUGCAACAAACUUGCGCAUCCAGGGUAAAGACGUCCUCCGCCUCCCCCCGUCCUCCAUCACCACAGACGCCAAAGGCCAGACAGUGCUGCGGAUAACCCCAGACAUGAUGGCUACUCUUGCCAAAUCUCCGGUUGCGACCGUAAAACUAACUUCUGACUUCUUGGGUGGGGCCGGCACAGGCAGCAAGAGCAUAUCAGCCACUCUACACGUAGCUCCACCUCACCCUUCAUCCUCUGCCUCUGGUACCCCACCCAGCACCAGGGAAGCACAGACAACUAAAUCAGGCCCCGUUGCCUCCACCUUGCUGAAGGCUGGAGGAGACACGGCCAUAAGGUUGAUGCCGACUUUAGCUGUCAGCGUGGCAGACCAAAAAUCCAGGACCUUCUCCACCGUGGCGUCCCCAGACAAGAGCAGCGCAACCAUUCGAAUAAUGCCAGGCCUUGGGGUUAUUCCACAGAAGCAGGGUCAGACCAUCACAAUGACAACAGCCAGUGGCAGCAAACCACUGACAGCGUCUACAUGUGCCAACAUUGUGACCAUGGCUGCUAGCGUUGUGGCUGGAGCUAAAGGGAUCACCGUGGCUCCCGGAGGGUCCAGUUCACCUCUGUCCUUAGGAGCAGCUACAGCUACUGUGAGACAAGUGCCUGCUUCAGUUGUUACAACACAAACGGGUAAGCUACCUGCAAGGAUCACUGUGCCCCUCUCUGUCCUCAACCAACCCCUGAAGAGCAAGAGUGUUGUGACGACUCCAAUAGUCAAAGGAAAUCUCAAUACAAAUAUCAGCAGCCUCGGCAGGAACAUUAUCCUGACCACGAUGCCUGCUGGAACAAAACUAAUAGCGGGGAACAAGCCGGUCAGUUUUGUCACAGCACAACAAUUCCAGCAGCUUCAGCAGCAAGGGCAGGCAACACAGGUUCGAAUACAAACCGUCCCGACACAGCAGUUGCAGCACCACGUCGCAGCUGGUUCCCCCAAACCCGUUUCAACGGUGGUUGUCACAACAGCACCUUCACCUAAAUGUGCACCUGAUCCUCCAGCUGCCCCUCAGCAGUGAUCUGAUGAGUCAGCGGUAAAUGUUUGUGGCUGUUAACUCGAUCCAGCCUCACAGUGAGUGUUUCAGCCUUGGAUGAGACUGACAUGUUCUCCGUUUGAGGGAGUUGACGUUUUCAUAUGUAUUUCUCCCUCACGUUCUCCACAUUGUUACAGCCCAAAUCAUUUGUAAGCCGAGCUUUUGAAAAAGAUAGUAGACCCUGUGCUUUCUGGAUAUUUCCUUUUUGAUGAGUGAUUUUCCACUUUUUUUGUCAUGUUUAUUUCAUAAAUCAGAUAUGGUUGAAUUUAUAUGAACGUUGUGAUUUCUGUGUUCUCUUACAAGGUGAUGUAUUUAAAAGCUGAUCGUAUGUUUCAAGUUACCACGUUUCUUUGUUGUCAAGGUCUUCCUUUUUCUUUGGAAGAACCAAAAAUAAACCACACUAAUGUUUA
Messenger RNA from Girardinichthys multiradiatus, 4464 nucleotides. RefSeq names its product nuclear factor related to kappaB binding protein (gene nfrkb). Gene Ontology annotation, molecular function: protease binding. Bases 206 to 4039 code for a protein of 1277 amino acids. The record is from RefSeq and is a predicted model, not a curated record. The transcript has 26 exons. NCBI's taxonomy places the organism in Eukaryota, Metazoa, Chordata, Actinopteri, Cyprinodontiformes, Goodeidae. Gene Ontology annotation, cellular component: Ino80 complex.